CGUUUACGCACUUUGUCGUUCCAAGGCGAAAUCUAUUACUACGGCUGCAAACCGGAAAGACGCUGCUGCAACGCUGCAGUAAAGAUUAGGCGGUUAAAAACAUCCUGGACCAUCAAUUUUGACAUUUCUUGAUUAACCAGUGAUCACCAAUAAUAUCUGGUCCGCAUUCUCUCAUCUGGACUGUCAACGUUAACCACAAGCAAGCAUGAGCAGCCUGGAAGAAGGCUCAAGCGAUUCAGCACACACUCCCGAGCUGUCCAAGCAGCCUCUUCAAGGACUGAAAUUGGCAUCGCACGCCGUGCUGGAGAAAGUGCAGCAGAGGGGCAGGUCAAAAUGUGCUAAAUGCGGAGGAUCAAGGAUGUUCUUCUGCUACACAUGCUGCCUAUUAGUGGACGUCAGUCUGCAAGAAAUCCCCAUUGUCAAGCUCCCAGUGAAGAUAGACAUCAUUAAGCAUCCCAAUGAGACAGAUGGCAAAAGCACUGCGGUUCAUGCAAAGAUCCUGGCGCCCAGUGACAUCACCAUUUACACAUACCCCUGCAUUCCUGAGUAUGAUCAAGACAAGGUUGUGUUGGUGUUCCCCGGUCCAGGCGCUGUCACAGUACAAGACAUGAUACGCUGUUUGCAUGAGAGGAAUGAGAGCAGGUCACGUGGCCCCUUGUUAAAGAGGCGGAAAAUAGAGAAGCCUCCAUCUGCCUCACACCCUUCAGACGAUCCGGGGUCAGGGAGCCCUGAUGAAAUGAAGGACUACAAAUCAAGGACGCAUCCCCUCCAGAGGGUGGUCUUCAUCGACAGCACGUGGAACCAGACCAACAAAAUCAGCACAGAUGAUAGACUGCAAGACCUGCUCCAGGUUGAGCUGAGGACAAGGAAAACGUGCUUCUGGCGCUCUCAGAGGGGCAAACCAGACACUUACCUGGCAACGAUCGAAGCAAUCUAUUAUUUUCUCAAGGACUUCCAUGAGCAAUGUCUUGCUCAAGAGUACAGCGGAGAGUAUGACAACCUUCUUUUCUUCUACUCUUACCUGCACGCAGUCGUCAGAAAGUCGAAGGAGACCGGAAAGAAGGAAGCAGAGAAGAGACAAAAACAGCAAGAGACUGAAACACAAUUGUAAAUCCAAUUCAAGUUUCAUUUUUCCGUUUGAUUUUGGAAGGGAAAGUGAUAUUUGCUUGAGUGUUUGGGAUAAAAUUUAAAGUGUAUACAAUGUGAAACGCUAUCUUGUCUCAUGUCAAAAAUAUUUCCUAAUCGAGUUAAAGCUAGUAUGUUAGUUACCAGUCAUACCACGUACAAGUCUUAAAGUCCCUGUGAAGUGGGAAUAGGUAUUAUCAAUUUGACACACUACGGAGGAAUGUUUUUAACAAAACGUCAAUUCAGAAAAUUCCAAGUAAAUACAAUACGGCCUCAAAAUUGUAAACAAGCCGUUCUCACCACUUGCAAACAGCCACGCCAUCUGACUAAUCUUUUGUUCUUUAAAGCAAAAAAAAUAAAAGAAUGAUAUUGUCAGCAUUAGGCAGUUUCCUGAAAUGUAUUUUUUUUUUACCUUAAAAGCAACACAAUAGGAGUUAACAGUGUUUUUAAAUAUCUUUAUUUACAAACUAGUACACAGGGCUUUGAUUUCCCCCCUUUAAUUAAAACUCAUUUAUUAUUGUACAGCUUUAGGUCGUCUCGUUAUAUUUCAUUCAGACGUAAAUAUCUUGGAUCUUAAUCCAACUGAAACCAAAAUGUGUAUUUUGUACCAAGAGGCUCCAUGUAGUCAGUCAGCUGGUAGUGAGGAGCCUAGUAGAAGACCUCUCUAAUCUUUGCUUGAAGGCUAUCACAUGUCUUUUUGGCAUCUCCCAGCAACAUGGAUGUGUUGGCUUUGUAGAAAAUGGGGUUAUCCACCGCAGCGUAGCCCACACCCAAGGUCCGCUUCAUCACGAUUACCUGGAUAAAUGGGAGAAAAGGUUCCCGGACAUGUCUAAUACGGUGCCAUCACUUGUAUGUGACAGAGGAUAAAGAAUAAAUGCCUGUGUAUAGUUAAUGUC
Messenger RNA from Syngnathus typhle (broad-nosed pipefish), 2021 nucleotides. It is a transcript of the gene dtwd1, whose product is annotated as DTW domain containing 1. The transcript is spliced from 5 exons. Bases 206 to 1111 code for a protein of 301 amino acids. Lineage: Eukaryota; Metazoa; Chordata; Actinopteri; Syngnathiformes; Syngnathidae. Gene Ontology annotation, molecular function: tRNA-uridine aminocarboxypropyltransferase activity. The record is from RefSeq and is a predicted model, not a curated record. Gene Ontology annotation, cellular component: nucleus. Gene Ontology annotation, biological process: tRNA modification.